AUGGCGGGGAUCACGAGCAAGGGGAUCCACAGGAUCGCUGCUCCCGCGAAAUCCGCAGGGGCCUCUGCGCGUGGAAGGACAGCUGCCGGGUCGGGGGUCUCGAGUCUUUGUGAGAAGGAUCGGCUCUGUAAACGCAUUCUUAUCCUUUCCUCCCUUCUCCCCACCUUUCUCUCCCUCGGCCGUCAGCAACGUCCUCUGAAGCAGUCUCUCAGCAGCUCGCUGUGCCGCGAGUCACACUGGAAAUGUCUCGUCCUCACCCUCCUCAUGUUCGGCUGCUUCGGCGUCAUGGCCUGGUGCCGCCUCUCCACGGUCACCCGGCUGAAUUACGACAGCUCCUACCGGGGGGCCUCGAUGGUGUACCAUGAUAGCCCGUGCUCCAAUGGGUACAUCUACAUUCCCCUGGCCUUCUUGGGCAUGCUCUACGUGGUCUACCUGGUGGAAUGCUGGCACCGGUUCGCCAAGGGGCAGAUGCAGUACCGCGUGGACACGGCGAGUGUCUACGACAAGGUCCAGCGCAUGCAGCAGGCCACGCCCUGCAUUUGGUGGAAGGCCGUCAGCUACCACUACAUCCGCCGGACACGGCAAGUCACCCGCUAUCGCAACGGGGACGCCUACACCACUACCCAAGUUUACCACGAGCGGGUCAAUACCCACGUGUCCGAGACGGAAUUCGACUAUUCGGGCCACGGGGUGAAAGACGUUUCCAAGGAGCUGCUAGGCCUCUCGGAUUACCCGGUCACCAAACUCCGCUUCACCAAGUGCUUCAGCUUCGCCACUGGGGAGGCCGAAGCGGCCUAUCUGACUCAGAGGGCCCGGUUCUUCGGGGAGAACGAGGGGUUGGAUGACUACAUGGAGGCCCGCGAGGGGAUGCACCUCAAAAACGUGGACUUCAAGGAGCACAUGCUGGUGUUCCCAGACCCAGGGCGUCCGCCCUGGUACACGCGCCGCUGUGUCUUCUGGGUGGCAUCGUUUCUCCUGCUCUCCUGGCCACUGCGGGUCCUGUCCGAAUACCGUACGGCCAACGUCCACUACCACGUGGAGAAACUCUUUGGGGCAGACGAUGGGCCCAGCCCCCUGGAUGCCGCGGGGGGCUACGGGCGGCGAAUCUCGCGCGUCAACACCGUGGACAUGACCGAGCUGGAAUGGCACAUCCGCUCCAACCAGCAGCUGGUGCCCAGCUACUCCGAGGCAGUGUUAAUGGACUCCACCACGGUGGCGGGCGCGGCAUACCUCCGCAGCUGCCAGCGCUGUCGCCGGACUGUCAGUAGCAACUCCCUGCCCUCCCGGGGCACCCGGGCUCUCUAUGCCCGCCUCCCGUUCAGCUGCAGCCGCUUCUCCCUGAGUGGUGCACGGCGGUGUGGGGGGGUCCUCCGCAGCCUGAGCGGAAGCCAUGUGGGGAGCAGUAUCGAGACGGAGCCCCUGGAGAGUCCCCCGUGCUACCAGGAUGCCUUGUACUUUCCCGUGCUGAUUGUCCAUGGAGGGGAGGGCUGUGAGCGCAAUGGGCACAGGCCGGGGCUCGCGGGAAGGGGGUUAGGAACCCCACUGUGA
This is a messenger RNA of Python bivittatus (Burmese python), 1548 nucleotides long. Lineage: Eukaryota; Metazoa; Chordata; Lepidosauria; Squamata; Pythonidae. The record is from RefSeq and is a predicted model, not a curated record.